Molecule: messenger RNA, 4888 nt
Organism: Eutrema salsugineum
Lineage: Eukaryota; Viridiplantae; Streptophyta; Magnoliopsida; Brassicales; Brassicaceae
Product: KH domain-containing protein HEN4
Exons: 7
Coding region: 127-2730 (867 amino acids)
Biological process (GO): regulation of gene expression
Cellular component (GO): cytoplasm; nucleus
Molecular function (GO): mRNA binding
Source: RefSeq, a predicted model, not a curated record
AUGCGCUUCUUCGGUGCAAGUUAGCAACUUAGCGUAGAGACUGCGACAAUCUCCUGACAAUCUCUUCGCCGGGAACCGCCGUGACAAGGUUAGAGAGAGAGAGAGAGAGAGAGGUAGGGAGGUGUCAUGGAACGAAACAGCUUUCGCUAUCCUACAGAGAAGAGAUCCGGAGCGAUCGAUCCGGGUUCAGGGUUCGGAUCUUCCAAAAGGGUGAAGACGCAUCACGCGCAGCUGCUCUCGCCUCUGGUUGUACCGGUGGGACACGCGUCGUUUCGAUUGCUCUGCCCCUUGUCGCAAGUCGGUGCGGUGAUUGGAAAAUCCGGAAGCGUGAUCAAACAACUCCAACAGUCAACCGGAGCUAAGAUACGGGUCGAGGAGCCCCCGUCUGGGUCUCCGGAUCGGGUCAUCACGAUCAUAUCACAAGUGGAUUCGUCGUCUAGGGUAAAAUUAGGUGUUGAUAACAAUGCGAACGUAGAGGCAGAGAAGAUGGAAGAGGAAGUUGAGGUAUCUAAAGUACAAGCAGCGUUGAUUCGGGUUUUCGAAGUUUUAGCCGCGGAAGCGGAUAGUGCUACGGUCGUGUGCCGAUUGUUGACGGAGUCUAGCCAUGCGGGUGCUGUGAUAGGCAAGGGUGGUCAAAUGGUUGGGAGCAUUAGGAAAGAAACUGGCUGCAAAAUUGCGGUACGGACUGAGAAUUUGCCGAUUUGCGCCGAUACUGAUGACGAGAUGGUGGAGAUUGAAGGUAAUGUUAUCGCUGUGAAGAAAGCUCUUGUAUCUAUCUCCCGCUGCCUUCAAGAUUGUCAACCGGUGAACAAGAUAAGGGUGGUUGGAAAUAGACCCCUUGAAAAAGAGAUCCAAGCAUCUUCACAUAGGCCCAUAGAAACAAUUAUUCAGGAGUCUCUUCCUAGGUCCGUUGAAGAUUAUGAUUAUAGAACGAGAACAGCUGACAUGUUUCCUCGGGGCACUUUUGCUCGACCUAAUGAUGUGAUUCCUCAUGAUGCUUUGCAUCAUAGGCAUAUCGAGGUGGUUCCUCAGGGAAAUUUACGCAGGCAUAUUGAGGCAGAACGGCAAGAUGCUUUGCACAGGCAUAUUGACGCGGAACGGCAAGAUGCUUUACGCAGGCAAAUUGAGGCAGAACGGCAAGAUGCUUUACGCAGACAUGUUGAUGUGGCUCCUCAAGAAACGUUAUACAGGCCUUCGGAUGUUGUCAGGGGCGAUGUUUUCCGACAGCCUAGAGAGGUGGAUGAUUCUCAUGAUUCCUUGCAUAGACCUUUCGAGAUGGUUCAACGUGAUGCUAUGGGCUUCCCUCUUGAGUCGUAUCCACGUGAUGCUUUUGGGAGGCGUAUUGAAACAAUCCCGCAAGAAACUCUUCGUCUGCCAACUGCGGAUUUUCUUGCACAUCGUUAUUCCACUCUAGAUACACAUCCUCACAGCAAUACUACUUCUGCUUCAAUGACUAACGCUGCUACCAAAAAACCACCUCUGUCAGAAGUGGAAUUAGGGAACCAAGAAGUGGUUUUUAAGUUACUUUGUUCCAUUGAAAAUGCUGGCGGAGUUAUCGGGACAGCGGGUAAAGUUAUCAGGACGCUUCAUAGCGAGACAGGUGCCUUCAUAAAUGUGGGAAAUACACUUGCUGACUGCGAAGAACGUUUGAUUUCUGUUACUGCACCAGAGAACCCUGAAUGUCAAAGCUCGCCAGCUCAGAAAGCUAUUAUCCUAGUUUUUACUAGAUUAUUUGAGCUUGCCACUAAAAAAAUCCUAGACAAUGGCCCAAGAACAUCUAUCACUGCACGGCUUGUGGUCCCAACAAGUCAGAUUGGUUGUUUGCUGGGCAAAGGAGGUGUUAUAGUUUCGGAAAUGCGGAAAACCACUGGGGCUGCAAUUCAAAUUUUGAAGGUUGAGCAGAAUCCAAAAUGUGUCUCAGAGAACGAUCAAGUUGUGCAGAUUUCAGGAGAGUUUCCAAAUGUGAGAGAAGCCAUUUACCAUAUUACGAGCAGGCUACGAGACAGCCUUUUCUCCAAAUCAAUGGGAAAUUCCGUAACCAAGAGCAACUCCACCUUAACUACAGAGAGAAUGUACCACCGACAAUCAGAUAAUCCUCUGUCUAUUGGGUCUCAUCAAACCUUUAGUCAUCCACCUACCACCUCUACAAGUCUGCACAGAAGAUCUGAGGAUUCCUUUUUAAGUGGGUCUCAUUCAGUUGUCAACUAUUCGAGAUCUGUUGGCACAGAUCCUUACUUAAGACCGGAAGACCCGAUUCCUGACAGGUUUAUUCCAUCAUCAGGCUAUUCUCCUAAUUUUGGUCCGCGGUCCACUAUGGACCACAAUGAUAUCUCCCAUCACUUAACUGAGACCGCAUCGCGUAUGUGGGCAUCCCCGCCGCCAGCAGCUCCAAGAGGCUUAUUUGAUGCCAGUGGCGGAUUAUCUUCGGCAAGGGCUGGCCUUGUACAUGGCAGUGGACACAAAUCUGCCAUCGUUACAAACACAACUGUAGAAAUUAGAGUUCCAGAAAAUGCUAUUAGCUUUGUGUAUGGAGAGCAUGGCCACAAUCUGGAGCAACUGAGACAGAUAUCGGGUGCGAGGGUCAUAGUCCAUGAACCUCCUCUAGGAACCAGUGACAGGAUCAUUGUCAUAUCAGGGACACCUGAUCAAACCCAGGCUGCUCAAAACCUCCUUCAUGCCUUCAUCCUUACAGGUGAAACCGCAUUGUCCAAAAAAUACAACCUAAACUAGAACCACACAGUUUUCACCAAACAAAACAAAAAAUAAAAUAAAGGAGCUCACACUUGUUACUUGUUUUAGUUAAUCUCUUUUGUUUUUGGUUUGGAUCUUUUGAACUCUUGUACAUCAUCUUUUUCAGUUGAAGUACUUUGAUGGAAUCAGUUCGAUGUCUUACUCUAAAUUUUCUUUCUUUUUAUCACACAUUGUUACCACAUAGAAUUGAGAUUUGAUUAAAAAGACCUAGAGGAAGAGUCAUUGCUAUAGAAACUGUGGUCUCACGAACUUAAUAACUUUUUCGGUAGAAAAUCUUCACAAAAGAAAAACUUGAGAGCAGUAAUAUAGUUUUGCUCGGAUAAUCGCAAUAUACUUGACUGUUCUUUCUGUUUCAGCUUGUCGCACCAUCUUUAGCUAUGAAAAUGGUAGAAAACUUGCAGCAUUUUUGCUCUGAAAGUGUUCCAUUAACGAAACCAAUAAAAUGUUACCUUUAAGAGAGUUUCACUUUAAGGUUUUAUGAGACCCUGGACUUUUUUUAAGGGAAAAAUACCAAAAAAUACUCAUUUAUUUAAUUUUUGGAAGAAUCACCCAUGAACUUUUAGCGUUGUCAGAAACGCACACAAACUAUUUUUUCGAUGCAUAAAAAUACAUAAGUUUUUUAAAGUUUCAUUUUCCCCCUCUGAUUUCACGGUCGCUAACAGACAUAACGGAAUCAAUAAUCAGCGUUAAUUUUUUGUAAGAAAAAAUGCUAAAAAAAUACAUCAACUAUUUAAUUUUGUCAGAAACCCACACAAACUUUUUGCAUUGCUAGAAAUCCACACAGACUAUUUUUUUAAUCUAUAAAAAUACACAAACUUUUUAAAAUUUCAUUUUCCCUCCUCAAGUUUCAUGGUCAUUAUAGACAUAACAUAAUCGAAAAACUGCGUUAAUUUUCUAUAACACGUGUUAAAAACUGUCAAAUUAAUACCAUUAUUACCUUUAAAAAGAAAAACCUAAACUCUAAUUUUUUUCUCUUACUAUUUCAGAAAUUGAGUGAAAUCGGUUGAAAAUGUGGUUAAUAGACCAAUAAAUCAUGUUUAGAACAUAUACAUCAUCUCCUCGAAUUGCUCUUAUUAGUCUUAUAUAUCACAACACACAAUGUUUCCGACUCGAUUUAUACUACCAACCAUAUUUUUCAACCGAUUUCACAUAGUUUUUAAAAGAGAGAAAAAAAUUAGGGUGUAGAUUUUUCUUCCCUAAAUCGAUUUGAAGAUUUUCUAAGGAUAACAAUGAUAUCAAUCCUAGAGUAGUUAGCACGUGUUACAAAAAACUAACAUAACGACCGUGAAAUUUGAAGAGGGAAAAUGGAAUUUUAAAAAGUUUGUGUAUUUUUAUGGAUUAAAAAAAUAGUCUGUGUAGAUUUCUGGAAAUGCAAAAAGUUUGUGUGGGUUUCUGGAAAAAUUAAAUAGUUGAUGUAUUUUUUUAGCAUUUUUUCCUACAAAAAAAUUAACGCUGUUCAUUGAUUCCGUUAUAUAUGUUAACGGUCGUGAAAUCAGAGGAGAGAAAAUGAAACUUUAAAAAAAUUUAUGUAUUUUUAUGCAUCGAAAAAAUAGUUUGUGUGAGUUUCUAGCAAUGCUAAAAGUUCAUGGGUGAUUCUUCCAAAAAUUAAAUAAAUGAAGUAUUUUUUGGCAUUUUUCCUUUUUCUUUAAUUCACAUUCUCGAAACCUCUUUUUGUCAGUAGCAAAACUACACAAUACAAGAUGAAAUAUAUUAUAAGCACUCCUCUACACUACUCACAAUCAGUAAUCGUAUUGAUAGAAAUGCAAAGUUGAGAUUUCAUGUGUAAAAUUGGUCGUCACGAAAGCGAAAACACUCGAAAUUUGGGUGAAUCUAGAGUGUUUGCUCUAUACCUCGAAAUAUUGGUAUGUUUUGUACUCUACGUUUGUUCGAUAUCAUCCAAAGAGGAAGAUCCUCAUCCUCCAUGGAGAUAAAUCAACCAGUCAGGGUCAGAAUCAGAUGAGGAGCUCAUACAAACAUACCCAAGCGAUAAUAAGCUUUGAAGACGAUGCCGUUUUUCUAUCUAUUUCACACAUUUGUACAUGCUAUUUUCAAAAUAUCUUGUAAUUUAGUGUUAACGAAGAAAAAAAAUCCUUGUAUUUGAUGGACCUGCGACACCAAAAAAGGCAAUAAAAAAUUA